AUGGCCGCCGCCGUCCCCGCCAAGCUGCCCAUCCUGUCGGCGAAGCUGCUCAGCAGUCGCGCUUUCAACGUGCCCGGCAAGCUGAUCCAGACCGAGCUCUGGUUCGAGGUGCCCCUCGACUACGCCAAGCCGGCCAACGGCACCAUCAAGCUCUUUGGCCGCCUCGCCACCAGACGCGAGUCGCCGCUCGUCGCGCCCGAUCAGCCGCCCACGCCGAAGCCGUACAUCGUCUACCUCCAGGGCGGGCCCGGCUUCGGCUGCUCGCCGCCCAACUCGGCGCCCAUGACGGAGCACCUCAUCAACCGCGGCUACCAGGUGCUAUACCUCGACCACCGCGGCGUCGGCCUGAGCACGCCCGUCUCGCUCGACAUGCUGCGCAAGGUGGCGCCAGACGCUGAGGGGCAGGCUGGCUAUCUCCGGCUGAUGCGCCAGGACAACACGGUCCGCGAUCUCGAGGCCGUCCGCCUGUGCCUGACUGCGGGCCUCGAAGGCGAAAAGGCCAAGUGGUCUAUUAUUGGACAGUCCUACGGCGGCUUCGUCAGCCUGUCAUACCUCUCCAUGCACCCUGAGGGUCUGCGGGAGGCCUACCUUACUGGUGGCCUGGCCCCGGUUGGCCGCUCCAUCGACGAGAUUUACAAGACGACGUUUGCGCACACAGCCGCGCGUAACAAGGCAUACUAUGAAAAAUUCCCCGAGGAUGUGGAGCGUGUCAAGAAGAUUGCAGCCCACAUCGAGAGUAAGGGUGGUGUUGCGCUACCUGGUGGCGGUACUUUGACCGUGGCUCGCCUCAUGACCAUCGGCAUCUCAUUCGGUGUGCACGAUGGCUUCGACUCUGUCCACAAUGCUAUUCUGGCUCUGGAUGCCUCUCUGGAGAGCUUUGGCUUCUUCUCGCGCUCCUCGUUGACUACCAUUGAGAACUGGAGCGGCUUUGACAACAACAUCAUCUACGCCAUCCUUCACGAGGCCAUCUACUGCGACGGCCCCGGCUCUGCGUCCAACUGGUCCGCUCAGCGCGUCGGUGAGUCGGCUGAGAGCUUCUCGUGGCUUCGUCCUGGCGCCAAGGUCGCCCAUAGCGCCGAGCCUCUCUUCUUCUCCGGUGAGAUGAUCUUCCGCGACCACUUUGAGACGUACUCGGAGCUGGCGCCGCUGCGCGAGGCCGCCGAGAAGCUGGCGAGCGCCGACGACUGGCCCGCGCUUUACGACCAGGACCAACUGCGCAAGAAUGAGGUGCCCCUGUACGCCGUUUCAUACGUUGACGACAUGUUUGUCGACUAUGGCUAUGCUACUGCUACGGCCCAUCUGGUCAAGGGCGCCAAGUUCUUUGCCACCAACGCUCUGUAUCAUAACGGUAUCCGGGCAGGUGCUGAAGAGGUGUUCAAGCAGCUGUUUAGCCUGCGUGAUGACACCAUUGAUUGA
Cordyceps fumosorosea ARSEF 2679 is the source of this 1416-nucleotide messenger RNA. RefSeq names its product Peptidase S33, prolyl aminopeptidase. Gene Ontology annotation, molecular function: peptidase activity. Bases 1 to 1416 code for a protein of 471 amino acids. NCBI's taxonomy places the organism in Eukaryota, Fungi, Ascomycota, Sordariomycetes, Hypocreales, Cordycipitaceae. The record is from RefSeq and is a predicted model, not a curated record. The transcript has a single exon. Gene Ontology annotation, biological process: proteolysis.